AUGGCCCUGCCCCCACCUCUGGGCCCUAGACUCCCCUCAGAGCCCCUCAACCACCCCCCUGGAGCCCCUAGGGAACUGGACAUUGCUGGAUGUACCAUCUGCCCUGCAUCUGGAGAGGAGAGAAUCAGACCGGACCAGGCCCAGAAACUGGGGCAAGACGCCUUGGACCCUCCCCAACACUUCCAGGGUGGGUUGAGGGGCACUGAGCCUGCUGCUGGUCCCCUCAGAUUGCCAACACCCUCUUCCAGUGAGGACCCAGCUGGGGGCAAACCGUGUGAGCACCUCAGCUCCGGCCAGGAGGUAUUGGAGGCCGAGCAGGACAGCCUAGCCCUAUGCCUGUUGGGGCUGGGCCUCCGGCUGCAGGACCAAGAGCAAGGCCUGGGGCCCUGGGCAUCAGCCCAGAGCAGGAUGGGCCAGCUGCAGGCCCUCCAGGCAGACCUGCGUGGGGCAGCUGAGCGUGUAGAUGCCCUGCUGGCGUUGAGUGAGGGGCUGGCACAGCGGAGUGGGCCUCGGGCCCAGGCAUCGCUGGAGCAGGUCCUGAGGGCCCUCAGAGCCCACCGAGGCAGCAUCUUUCGGCGACUGUGGUGGCUGGAGGCCCAGCUGGUCAGCUCUAGCCUGGUAUUUGAGGAGGCCAGCCCACUGGAUCAGGACUUGGAAGUCGAGGGGAACUUGGACGGGCCAGGACCUGGUGGGGUCUGGGGGCCCUGGCCACCCAGUAGCUACCCCACUCCCGCAGAGUUGGAGUGGGACCCGGCAGGGGAUGUUGGAGGCCUCAGGCCCUUGGGGCAAAAGACAGCCUGGACACCAGGAGCUCCCUGUGAGCUGUGUGGCCACAGAGGCCCCCAGGGCAGGGGACAAGGCCUUGAGGUGAGAGACACCUCUCUUUCCCCACAGGACAUGCUCAUGUCGGGCUUCAACCACCGGAAACACUUGGCAGGUCACCAAAGAUGUUCCCUGCUCCAGAAGUCUCAGGACAAGAAGCAAGCAUCUCCCAAUCUCCAGGACUUGAAGUUGGAGGUAGACCCCGGAGCCCCUCCUCCUGCAUCCGGGCACUCCCUGACCUUCCUCCUCCUCCUCCUCUUCCUUCUCCUGGUGGGUGCCAUGUUGCUCCUGCCACCUUCAGGGAGCUCCUGCUGCUGUCCUGCCCGACUGACCAGGACACCUUAUCUGGUGCUCAGCUAUGUCAAUGGUCCCCCCCCAAUCUGA
Neomonachus schauinslandi (Hawaiian monk seal) is the source of this 1206-nucleotide messenger RNA. RefSeq names its product spectrin repeat containing nuclear envelope family member 4 (gene SYNE4). Gene Ontology annotation, biological process: establishment of epithelial cell apical/basal polarity. The record is from RefSeq and is a predicted model, not a curated record. Lineage: Eukaryota; Metazoa; Chordata; Mammalia; Carnivora; Phocidae. Gene Ontology annotation, cellular component: nuclear outer membrane; meiotic nuclear membrane microtubule tethering complex; nuclear envelope. The coding region runs from base 1 to 1206 and encodes 401 amino acids. The transcript is spliced from 8 exons.